AUUAGAAUAGUUCUAAGUGUAUUCAAGAUAAUAGCUUCUUUUAAUUAAUUAUAAUAUCAAUAAAUUGUAUAAAAUUGUAACACAUAAUAAUAGUUUAUUUUAAUUGGGUUAAAAUGCCUGCUUCAUUACUUUUUGGACUUAACAGUGAAGGCCGAGUACAUUCUUUAUCCACGUUAGGCUCAGCAUGGCGAGAAAUGCAAUAUGUUGGUUUAGAUUUCAAACGAGUAUCAGCCGUUUCACAUUUUUUAUGGGCGGUAGGAGGAGACCGUCAAGUUUAUGUUCAUGUUCAUUCAUUAGAUGUACCCAUACGUGUGAAGGAGGAAGCUUAUGAAAAUGAGCGGUGGUUACCUCUAGAAGGCUUCAGUUCACGUUUAUUCCCUACUGAUCGAUAUCAUUUUUCAUCGGCCGAUGGUACAGUUGAUCGAUCUAUUGAUAAAAUUCGUGUACCAUCAAUGGCUUGGCAGUGGGAAUCUGAUUGGCACUUGGAUACAAAUUUAAAUGGCCAACCUUUAGAUCAUGAUGGUUGGACCUAUGCUGUAGAUUUUCCAGCUCAAUAUCACGCUAAAAAACAAUGGAAAAGUUGUGUACGGCGUAGGAAAUGGGUGCGAUAUCGGCGUUAUAGUGCUAUGAAUUCAUGGUGUGCUGUUGCUCCUUUACACAAAGAUCCUACUCAGGAACCUUUUAUUGACGUUUCAAUUGGUGGGAAUUAUUUACCAGGAGCACAACCAGGAAUUUUACUUGUUUGGGCUGUAACUGCACAUGGUCGAGUCAUGUUUCGAACUGGUGUUAGUACAACUUCACCAGAAGGCUUACGAUGGACAAAUAUUGCAACACCUCCAGGAUGUGAAGUGAAUCAAAUAAGUGUUGGACCGACUGGCUUAGUGUGGGCAGUAUUAUGGAAUGGAAGGGCUUUAGUUCGUUCUGGAGUUACUAGAGAUAAUCCUUCCGGAGAGUCUUGGAUAGAAGUUCGCCCACCUGGCGAUGGUUUAAAGUUAUCGCAAAUAUCAGUGGGAUAUAAUGCAAUUUGGGGUGUAACUACUGAUAAUCAUGUAUGGUUUAGAAAAGGAGUGAGUGGAGAUACAGCAGGAAUUAGUGAAGAUGCCGCUAUUGGUUCUGGAUGGGUGCAAAUGGUUGGAAACAUGGCAGCUGUAUCAGUAGCUCCGAAUGAUCAAGUAUGGGGAAUUGGAAGUGAAGAUCGGUGUCUAUAUUUUCGUGGAGGAGUAAGUUCUUCGGAAUUAACUGGAAAAACUUGGAGACAAGUUCAAGCACCAAUGCAACUAAGUCGAGCAAGCAGUACAGCUAGUUUAGGGCUUACUGGUCCAAAUGCAAAAUUCCAUCACUCUUUACGAUCUGAAAAGAAACACCGUUCGUGGAGUUCUUUGAAUCGACCACAAAGCACAUACACCGAGCCAUCAAGUCUACCUACGGAGUGGGAAGAAACUUCACGAUCUGCUCCAACACCAACAUCCCUUCGAUUAAAACAAGAUGGUAAUAACACGGGACAAUCUCCAGGACCUGAAAGCUUUUCUGAAGGAUCGGAAAAUGAAAUACCUCCUCCUAGUCAUUCUGAGUCGCCUUCAACAGGAUCUAGUCAGGGUGAUAAAAAUCAAGCAACACCGGAUCAAAAAGGAGAACCAUUUAUUGUAUCUGGAAAACAUUUUGAGCAACCAAUUAAAAGUUCAAAAGCUUGGAGUCCCGUUCGGAGUGUCGGUUCGGUGGUUGGUACAGAAGCAAAUCCAGAGUCAGAUGUAUGGGAUUCGGGAAAUUCACGAGAUUCGGGAGUUUUUCAAGAGGAAGAUGAAUCUUUGGCAUUUUAUUGGACGGAAUGUGACGCAAUGUGGACCUGGGUUGCUGCUGGUGCAUGUACUGUGGAUCCGCAAACACUCCCUAAUUGGUUUGUGGAUGUACCAUCGUUACCACAAACUGAAUUAAAUGAACCAUGGCGGAUGAAAUUAUUAGAUGAACUACGAAAUCGUCUUCCCGAGAGUGGCUUGGAAUUAUCAAAAUACCAAGCUGCAAUUGAUAUGUCAUCAUGGGUUAAGCGAGGUGAAGCUCGUUGUUUACCUCGUAGUCAUUCUUCCCAUGGAUUGUAUGAAGAAUGUAUUAUUGAAUUAGAAUGGGUUAGCAGUUCAACUGGUACUAUGCAUUCUGGAACUCUAACAGUAUUAAAUCCUGAUGGUGCAACAACGAAAGUGCAAUUUAGUUUAUCCGAAAUUACCUGCGUGUUAUGUUGUAGUGAACCAGGAAAUCCACGUUUAGCAAUAUUUACACCUAAUUUACCCUAUGGUAACUAUCCUUUACGUUUACAAUUUGGAUCGGAUACUGAACUUGAAGAUUGGUUAGCAAAUUUAACAUCAGUGUGCUGUCAAAUGAAUGAAGUUCAUGGCACACCUAGUGAUGAAUCAAUAUGGAUAACAACAGCUCUCGGAGAUGUAUUUGUAUUUGAUCCAGCACUAUUGAAAAUUAACCAAAGAAAUAACGACCAUUAUAUGACUGAGCUAGAUGUUUCAACAGUCACUGAUCCGUAUAAGGCAAUUUUACAAAAUGGUUUCGGUCCUGGUAGUGUUUUAACAAUAACCGGAUGUAUUGACGAUAAUGCUGAUCGAAUAAGUUUUAAUUUAGAAUGUCAUCCGUUAUUAAAAAUCCGCCAUAAAGCCGAAUCUGAAGUACGUGAUGUACCAUUUCAUUUUAAUCCAAGAUUUGAUUCAAACUGUAUUGUACGAAAUACCAUGAGAGAUGGAAAAUGGGACGAUAAUGAGAUGAGAGACGGUGACAUGGUGUUACAACCUGGGCUAGAGUUUAUGAUGAAAAUUAUUUGUGAAGAGAGCGGAUAUCGAGUUUUUGUUCAUGGCAAAGAAUAUUGUUCUUACAGCCAUCGUUUACCACCUGAAAGCAUAUAUCAGUUAGUCAUUUUAGGAAAAUUGAAAUUAUUCAAAGUUAUUUAUCGUUCAUCACAGGUGAUAGUAGCGCCACGAGAUAUGUUUUGGAGGCAAAUGGGAGGACAUUUAAGACAUGUGGAAACGUCAUCAACUGGCGGUGUAGUUUGGGGUAUUGGAUUCGAUAAUACUGCCUGGGUAUAUACUGGAGGGUGGGGUGGUUCAUUUUUAAAAGGUUUAGAAACGAGUAGUUCAGGAAUAAAUCAAAUGUCAGAUACACAAAAUUAUUAUGUUUACGAAAAUCAAAGAUGGAAUCCAGUCACAGGGUAUACAUCAACAGGUUUACCCACCGAUCGUCAUAUGUGGAGUGAUGUUACUGGUAAACAUAAACGCACAAGAGAUCAUGCUAAAUUAUUAUCGAUGCAUUGGCAAUGGAUAUCUGAUUGGCUUGUCGAUUUUCACACUCCUGGAGGUGUGGAUCGUGAUGGAUGGCAAUACGCUGUUGAUUUUCCAUCUAAAUAUCAUGCUAAAAAAUCGUUCACAGAUAUGGUUAGAAGACGUCGUUGGUUUCGGCGAGCUAAACUAAAUACAUCAGGACCUUGGCAUGAAGUUGGAAAUUCAAAAAUUGUAGAUAUUAGUUUACAGCAUAAAGAAAAUAGUGAUGAAAUUAAUGUUUGGGCAAUUGCAACAAAUGGAGAUGUUUUAUUUAGGAGAGGAGUAACGAAAAAUAGUCCUUCAGGUACAUUUUGGGAUCAUGUAGCAUGUGACCAACCAUUAUGUAGUAUUAGCGCUGGUCCGCAAAAUCAAGUCUGGGCUGUAGGGCGUAAUGGUUCUGCUUAUUGGCGAUUGGGUAUUCGCUCUGAUAAACCGGAAGGUGAAGUGUGGAAUAAUGUGGAACCACCAGCUGGAGCACAAUUAAAACAAGUUUCUGUUGGUCACAACACUGUGUGGGGCUUAGAUACAACAGGUCGUCUAUCAAUUAGACGAGAAAUAACUCCAAUGUUUCCAGAAGGUACAUAUUGGCAAAGUUUACCAAAUAUUCCAUUAGAGCAAAACAAUGGUAGCGAUUCUCCAACGGGCUUUCGUCAAAUUUCUAUUGGAAAAUCAUCAGACCAAGUUUGGGCAAUUACUAACAACGGUUUACUUUGUAAACGUUGCGGUAUUUCAUCAGAGAAUCCAGCUGGUAAUGGAUGGAUUUAUGGUAUUAAUGGAACUUGGAAUCAUGUUUCAAUAAAAAGCUGGGAUGGCUGUAAUUAGUUUUCAUGUAUUUGUCAAUAAAAAUAUAAGCAUCAUAUUUUCGCUACGAAUAUUAAAAUUGUAUUAUACUGGGUAUGAUGGAGAACAAGUAAUUGUCGCAACCUAUAUUUUAUGGUGAUGAAAUUUAGAAAAAUGUUAGUAAAUUAUUAGUUUCACAAAAAUUAUAUUCUGCAUCAUACCCGCAAUUAGGAAAAAAAAAUUAUUUAAAAACAUAUUUAAUCUCGUAUAAAGAUCAUUCAAAUGUAACACACAUGAAUUACAAAUAGGGAAGGUGACUAAAAAAAGUAGACUUUUUUUAUCUAAAAUAGAAAAUUUAGAAUGUAAUGUAAAUUUAGAAAAGUAAAAGAAAAUUUUGAAUUUAACUGUGCUAAAAUUUUGCAGUUCGCUUUUAAAGUUUAAAAGUAAACUAAUUGAGCGUAAUUGAUGAAAGUGUGAUUGAAGAUAUUUCACAUCAUCUCUCAGUAGUAUAAAUGCAGUUACAUAAUAGUGCAAGAAGAAUGGAAGAUGUUAGAUGACGUCAUGUAUAGUCAGUCAUAUGGUAUGAACACAAUGAUUUGGCGCGAUAAUUUUGUGUUUUAAUUUCACUAAUUUAUGUCUCGGCCAAUUUUGAAGUAAUAAUUUUCGGACAAAAAAUACGUACUAAAUAAUCCAUUUUCUUUGGAAUAAAAGUAGUACUAAAAAGUCUCCUUCCCUAUUGUAUUUAAUAAGUCCAAUGCACUCAGAUUUUAUUAAGGAUAUAUGGGCAUGGCGAUCAAACCACUGCCAAAAUUUUAGUACCUUGUGACAUUAAAAAAAAAAAAAAUGAUUUUACAUAAAACACACUGAUAUUUAUGUGUUUUGAUAUAAAUGUGUUCAGAAAAUGACCCAAAAAUUCCCUGUUUUAUUUAUUGUACGAAUGAUAACGAAAAAAAAUCAUAAUUUUUUUUCUUUCUUCCACCAUAAUUCACGGUUUUCUCAUGAGUCUUGACCAUGUUCAUAAACCCUUAAUAUAACGAUUAAACUUAAAUGGAAGAAUAAAAAUUAACAUAGUAAUUUUCUUAUUUUUUGUUUGAAAGUAUAAUUUAAUCGUUUUCAAAAAUCCAAAUAAAUAAGUAUCUACUAAGUAUUUUAUUAUUAAUACGUUUUCAAUAAACCGAAUGUUUCAAAUAGAUGAAUUUUUUUUGAGAUUAUAUGAUAAAGCAACUUAAAAGCGUGUCUGUUCCGAUCUAACGUGAUAUUAUUAAUUUUUCUUACAAUAUAGAGCUAUCAAAAAUGUUACGCAUAAAAUUGUAGCAAAAAUAUCCCAAAAAUUUUCAAAAGCAUUUGAAUAGCUUCAUCGUCUGUGAAUAAAUGUAUACAUAUGGAGACCGCAGUAUAAGCAGACUGGCUACAUCAGAAUAUUACACAAAUCGUAGAAGAUGUAUACGUAUUCUUACAUUAGAGUAGGUAAAUCACACAUAAACCUAUGCAGACGGGAUUGUAUAGGCAUAAACAUCGAAUCUCUAUAAAUAAAAAAAGCAACUACUGCAAGAUAUAAAAAUAGGGACAUUUAAAAAGGGAUUUAAUUUCAUAAGCUACUAAGCAACAGAAGUAGAAGGCAAAGUAGAAUUAUCUUUAAGGAUUAGAUAUGAGAUAGACAAUAGACCACAGACCUCCGAGUAAACUGGUAACCCAUAGUGGACCAAACACUUAAACCCAUCGUAACCGAUAAUUACAACAUUAAAAGGACAAUAAAAUUACGAUAAAUAUUUGUACAAAUUUUUUAUGCAAAAGAUGCUUAACAUUUUUAAUGGACUUAUAGAUAUAUACGGAUGCAAAAUUAGAACUAUAUAUAUACUUAAUUUUUAUUAGUUUUUCUAUUCAUGCGACAUAAUAAUCAGGCUGAAGUAUAUCGAACAGUGUUGCCAGAAAAAUUUCUAAAAAAAAACGCCAAUGAAUGUGGUUUAUGUAGCCCAAAAAUAGCCAAUUUCAGAAGAAACAUUUUAGUAUAGUCAUCUGGUAGUUUUACCUGGAAAUUUUUUCGGGGAGUUUUGAAAACGGGUGAUUUUAUAGAUUUUGAGGUGCUCUUUUCGAAUUUCCACUUUGCUACCUUGUAUCUUUGCCACUCACGCCACUAUAUUGAAAAAAUGACGUCUACAAGCAGUUUUUUGACAAUAUCCCCUUUUCGAGGAAAAUAUAUACGUACAAAAUUAAACCUCAGAACAAUUUAUGUCUUUACAAUUUUUUUUCAUACAAUCAAUAGUUUCGGCGUACGAGCGCCGCAAAGUGAUUAGAUUAAGCGAAAGAUUAUAUAUUUCGAUUCGAGUUAAUUAUCUGAAAAAUUGGACGUUUUUUGGAAAAAGUAUAUCAUACACUUUUAAAAAUAGUAUAAAAACCCUUGAAAA
Molecule: messenger RNA, 6496 nt
Organism: Chrysoperla carnea
Lineage: Eukaryota; Metazoa; Arthropoda; Insecta; Neuroptera; Chrysopidae
Gene: Pex23
Product: tectonin beta-propeller repeat-containing protein
Exons: 13
Coding region: 114-4133 (1339 amino acids)
Cellular component (GO): membrane
Molecular function (GO): carbohydrate binding
Source: RefSeq, a predicted model, not a curated record